GGAAAUAAAUAUGAUAGAUCUAGAGGAGUUUACACUUUUCGGACACACACCAAAAAUUACGUAGGACCGAACACUUCGUCGGUUUUUGGCUCAUAGAAACUUUAAUUAGCAUGUCUCACGCGAAACCACGGCGCCUGCACGUAAACUGUUCAUUUAUGAACACUUCCGUGUCAAGUACUUCCGUUUCCUUUCUCAAGAAUUAUUUUUAGAAAUUUUUUAACGUUGCAUGGUACGCACAUUUCUAUUUUUACACCAGCCGGAUGAAGUGACCUAGGGUUGGACUUAGGGGCAAAACUUGAACCAAUCAAUGCUUAGCUAAAAGGUUACACUAUAAAUAGCUUCUAUAUAUGUAUGGAACAUCGUAAAUGUCAAGGUUAAUGGGUUUUUUCGUGCUUGAACAAUAAAAAAGGGGUGUUCGCUAACUUAUUUGGCCUUACAUGGGAGCGGACAGCAACACAAAAAUAUUAUUAAAUAAGAAUUUAGAGCAUAAAAGGGGCUGGUUAUUGAAGGGAAAGGGUCAAAAUAAGGUCAAGAAGGCAGUGGAAUGCGAAAGAGGAGGGGGAAUCAUGUGACCUGGCUGGCUUAGCAGCGUACUGCGCGAGCCGCAAUGGCUGAAUGGGAUGAACUUUGGGAGUGUGGGAAAAAGGAUCCUCAAGAUGUGUGACCAUCAUCACCUUCGCUCCCCGGCUCCUGUUGGUAUAGUGGAUCAUGUCAGCAGCCUUUCAGAAAACUUUGCAGAGCUGGUUGAGUCGGAGGAUUAUGCCGAUAUAACAUUAGUGGUGGACAGGACUAAGUUUCGAAGUCAUAAGGUUAUUCUAGCUGCUCGAUCUGAGUUUUUCAGAGCCCUGCUAUAUGGAGGUAUGAAAGAGUCACAGCCUGGAACAAGAGAAAUAGAACUUCAAGACACACCCUCUGGGGCGUUUUCUUCACUCCUAAAGUAUAUCUAUACUGGUCGUAUGAACUUGACCGAGAUUCAGGAAGAUAAUCUCCUAGACAUAUUGAGUUUGUCACAUAGAUUCUGCUUUGUUGAACUGGAAUCCUCCAUCUCAGAUUAUUUGAAAGCAAUCCUCAACAUCCGGAAUGUGUGUCAUAUCUAUGACUUGGCAAAUAUUUACAAUUUGACAUCCCUGUGCAAUGUGUGUAAAGAUUACAUGGACAGAAAAGCACUGGAAGUCCUCAGCAGUGAAAGUUUUCUUUCUCUAACACCGACAUCCAUGCGAGAUUUGAUCUCACGGGACUCGUUCUGUGCACCAGAGAUUGACAUUUUCCGAGCUGUUUGCUGCUGGGCUGAACACAACAAGGGCCAGGACCCCACCCCUAUUUUAGAAGCUGUGAGACUCCAGCUGAUGGAGAUGCAUGAACUGCUGAAUGUUGUGAGGGACACAAGGCUGGUGUCCUCGGAUGCUAUACUCGAUGCCAUUAAAGUCCAGACAGAGAGCAGAGACAUGGAUCUGAAGUAUCGUGGAUUUCAAGUGCUGGAAGAAAAUGUGGCCACCAUAAGGCUUGAGGCUGCUGUCAUUAGGGGAGAGAUGAAAACAGCCUUAUUGGAUGGGGAUGUCCAGAACUAUGACCUGGACAGGGGAUUCACCAGGCACCCCAUUGAUGGCAACAACGGCAACGGAAUUGUCAUUAAACUGGGACAACCUUAUAUCAUCAAUACAAUCAAACUUCUACUGUGGGAUAAAGACAUGAGAUCCUAUUCCUACUAUGUGGAAAUCUCUAUGGAUGACAAAGACUAUGACAGAGUCAUAGAUCACACAAGCUAUCUUUGCAGGUCCUGGCAGAAGCUUCACUUUCCAGCCAGGGUUGUCAGGUACAUUAAAGUUGUUGGCACCCACAAUACAGUGAACAGAGUUUUUCACUUGGUUUCAUUUGAGUGUUACUACACCAGUCGUCCAUUUAGCCUGGAGAGAGGAUUGGUUGUUCCUACAGAAAAUGUAGCAACAAUAAAAAACAGUGCUCUGGUUAUUGAAGGUGUGUCAAGGACCAGGAAUGCCCUCAUCAAUGGGAACACCCGUAGCUACGAUUGGGAUUCUGGGUACACGUGCCACCAGCUGGGCAGUGGUGCCAUUUGCAUUCAGUUAGCUCAGCCUUACAUUCUAUCAACAAUGAGACUUCUAUUAUGGGACUGUGAUGAUCGAAGCUAUAGUUUUUAUAUAGAAGUUUCCACAGACCAGCUGAAAUGGACACAAAUAGUGGAUAAGCGACAUGAUGCUUGCAAAUCCUGGCAGACAUUUGCCUUUGAACCUCUGCCUGUGACAUUUAUUCGCAUUGUUGGAACCCAUAACACUGCUAAUGAGGUGUUUCACUGCGUUCACUUUGAGAGCCCAGCGGACACAGCUGUGGGAAAUUUGAUCAACAGUGUCCCAGUGGUAACAGGACCCCCCAACAGUCCUCGUCUGGGACCAGCGUUUCCGGUUCCCGAGAUGGACAGGGGACCCUCGCUUAGUCGCAGCACGAGCAGCACCAGCAGUCACAGCGAGAGCCAGCACUACAACACACAGGCGCGUGCGAACAGUGCACAGUAUUUCACACCCCCACAGCAACAGCCGCCACACUUCCCCCACCUGCCUCAAGGCCUGGAGCAACCCCUGCAGCCUGGCCACUUUGACGGCAAUGUGCUGCAACAGCAGGAUGUCCCUGAGGCCGAUAGAGUGGACACUGGUGCGCACUGUAUGGAUUCUGGUCCACACUGAUCAAAAACAAAUUUUCACUUUGAAAAAAACCAUUGAAAAUUGGGUAGGAUACACAGAUAUGUUUAGACAUUUUAGUACUGUUAUAAACUUUUUAACUAAGUGCUUUAAAAUUAACUUUCAACCCCUAAUGUUGUUUUUAUUUAUUUAGGAAAUAAAGCAGAGUAGUUGGAAUUACACUUACAAUCACAUUACUUGUGCUGGAUAAUCAUAAAAUAAUUAUUCAAUGCUUUCAUGAUCUUUAUUAUUUAAAGGCAAGAAAUUUAUCAUUGAUUGUAUAUAAUCAUGUUGAGCUUCUGAAGUUAGCUAUUGUAGAGAUAGUAUUGUGCUUGUGUAUAGGGAUCUGCUAGGAUUCUUUGAUAACACUAAACAUUGUGCUGAGAUUUGCUUUUUCUAGUUGUUUAGAAAUCAGUUGUUUACUAUUCAAAGAUUUACAGCUUUAACAAUACACCACCAGACGUGUGUUGAAAGUGAGAAAUUAGGUUUGUCUUUUUUUCUAGUCACGCUGCAAGUUGACUGCAGUCCACAUUAUAUUUUUUUAUAUUAUUUAUUUUUUAAAAGGGAUAUUAUGGCUAGGAGCAUGUUAGCUAACCGAACUCUUGAGUUGCUUACAUCAUCGCACUUGAUUAAACUCUGGAAAAAGCCAAUCCGGCUGAUGAAUCAAUCUAUCAAAUGAGUUCCCAGAUUAUCUAUUUCACCUGUCUAAAGAAAAGGCAGAGGCCUACUUUGCUCUCUUAGUUGGAGAAUAUUUUACAGUUUCAUGUUUUCAUUUGUUAGACUUGCUGCAGUAAUCAUGCUGUGUAAACAUUUCAGCUAAACAACUUUAUGAUUGCCAUUAAUUUUUUUUUACCAUUAUGUUUGUAAAUUUUUUUUUUAUGUUUCAUCUUUAAUAUGUUUAAAAAUAUUUUGGGUUGAAACCUUGCUAUUUUCUCAACGGCUGUGAUCUCACCAGGAAUACAUUUUGGAGAACUAAAAUUAGGCAAGUUAUCUUUACAAGUAUUUAAAUCCUAAAGAUCUUUGUAUUGUAUUUGGAAAAUUCCAAUUAAAUAAGAAAAACUGAGUAUACAAAAUUAAAGAUAUUUUGGUUUGUCAUAUAUAUAUAUUUAAUCAUUAUUGAUAACCAUUGACAAUCAUAGUUAUUUUGUUUUUUCACUUUAAAUAUUUAAAAGUGCUAUUAAACAUUUGACCUUU
Messenger RNA from Physella acuta, 3884 nucleotides. Its product is annotated as BTB/POZ domain-containing protein 9. The record is from RefSeq and is a predicted model, not a curated record. Gene Ontology annotation, cellular component: cytoplasm. Gene Ontology annotation, molecular function: protein binding. NCBI's taxonomy places the organism in Eukaryota, Metazoa, Mollusca, Gastropoda, Physidae. Gene Ontology annotation, biological process: adult locomotory behavior; circadian behavior; modulation of chemical synaptic transmission.